Messenger RNA from Frankliniella occidentalis (western flower thrips), 1696 nucleotides. Its product is annotated as trypsin-like. NCBI's taxonomy places the organism in Eukaryota, Metazoa, Arthropoda, Insecta, Thysanoptera, Thripidae. Gene Ontology annotation, molecular function: serine-type endopeptidase activity. Gene Ontology annotation, biological process: proteolysis. The transcript has 7 exons. The coding region runs from base 449 to 1615 and encodes 388 amino acids. The record is from RefSeq and is a predicted model, not a curated record.
GGAAAACCGCGGGGCGCGGUGUAGGCGCGCGGCGAGGGAGGGCGCGCUCGGAGUGGCGGGCCGGCCGCGGGGACCAGCACGUCGGGGACCUCCUCUCACGAGGCCGCGACCCAAGAAGGCGAUGCUACGUGGUCAUCCUGAUGUUUCUCCGGUUGUGACGCGGAUCCCUAAGCCUCCCGCUGCUCCCGACCCGCCUCCUCGUCGGCAUGGACCAGCGCGGCCGGUUUGAAAGCGAUGUGCAGCCAGUGUUGAGUGGAGCGGAAAACGCAACCAAUUAUUCCGAAUCGGACAAAACCAUUUCCCAAUAGCGCCUCGCCCCGCGGCCGCUGGCGCUGGCGCGCGCUGGCAGUGUAGGGUGCGCGGCGGGCGGCCGCUCGGCAGCGCCCCCAGCGGCCCCGCGCCGGCCCCGGCGCCGGGCGAGAGGCCUCUCUCUGCAGCCGCAGCCGCCAUGGCGCCGGCACCGCGGCACAGCCCGCGCCGCCUCGCGCAGGGCCUUCUUCUGCUGCUCCUGGUGCGCGCCAGCCGGCAGUCCGUCAAUAGUAUCAUAAUUAUUCCCCCGGUCAAUAACCCGGACGCCCACACGAGCGCUGCCAGACAGGCCGCCGCCGCCGCCCCCGCCGCCCCACUGAUGGCGGUGUCCACGCUCUCCGGCAGCUACGUCCCCAUCCUGGGCAACGUCCUCGGUGGCGUGGCGGCCCCGCCGGCAUCCGUGCUGCAGCCCCAGCCACCGCCGCCGCCGCCACAGCAGCAGCAGCAGCAGCAGCAGCAGCAGCAACAACAGCAGCAGCAGGGGCGUCGUCCGUUCGGCCGCAUCAUCGGCGGCGAGGACGCCCAGAUCCGGGACUUCCCUUACCACGCCGCCUGGCUGCACAAGGACGCCCUGCACUGCGGCGCCUCCAUCAUCGCCCCCGACUGGCUCCUGUCCGCGGCGCACUGCUUCCCCAACGGGAACUCGACGGAGGGCAGCUCCUUCCGCGUGGGCUCCUCCGUGGCCGUGACGGGCGGCCAGCUGCUCUUCCCCGUCGCCUUCUACCAGCACCCGCUGUGGCCGACCCAGGGCCUGCACUACGACAUCGGCCUCGUCCGGGUGGAGGGCAUGCACGUCAACAACGAGACGGUGCAGACGAUCCGGCUCGUGGACCCCACCUACCAGCUGCUGGCCACCGACCAGCUCACCAUUACGGGCUGGGGGCUCACGCAGGACAAGGGGGAGAGCCACUUCUACGGUGGCAGCUAUCAGCUGCAGAAGGUCACCGUCAACCCCGUGGAGCACAACCACUGCAUCGACGCCUACAGGAAGGUGAACCUCGCCGUCACGGACCACAUGGUGUGCGCGCAGGCUCCGCACAGGGACACUUGCCAGGGGGACAGCGGCGGGCCGCUGACGCUGUACACCGAGUACGAGCCCGUACGCCUGCUCGGCAUCGUGUCCUGGGGCAUGGGCUGCGCGCACGAGCGCUACCCCGGCGUGUACGCCGACCUGCGCAACCCCGCCAUGCGCCAGUUCAUCGAGGCCGUCUUCGCGGCCGCCAGAACGGCCGGGCCGGGCCGGCUGGUCGAACGGCGGACGACGACGACGACGCCCGAGCCAGAGGACUUUGCGCGAUAUAUAUAAAACUGCAGAUUCGCUCUAUUUAUUAUUCCCGCACUCGUAAUGAAUGGAAGCAGUGAGAGAGAGAAAAACUUGGUUCUUGUA